AUGAUGAUGACAACGAUAACGACGAUAAUGAAGUCCACUUCCUUUUUUCGUGUAUAUUUUUUCUCCCUUUUGUGUUUAUUUUUUAUUUCCAUUUUUACGCAUGAACAUGUGGAAUGUGCCAUAUGGGAGGGGAUAAGUGAUGAGGAGGUGAAGCAUGUGAAGCACUUGACGCAUGAUGUAGAGUUACAAAUAUACAGUCAACAUACAUCCAAUUGUAUAGCAUUAUUCUGUAAUAAUAAAGAAUUAAAAUGUAAAAAUGUGUACAAAGAAUUUGUUAAAGCUUCUAAUGAGUUGGUAGGAGAAGAUAUAAUUUUUGUAUAUGUGGACACAUUAACAUUAGAAAAAACAGCUGAUAAUUUUGAUAUAAAAUCAAUUCCAAAAAUAUUAACAUUUAGAGAUUUUGAUCCAGAAAAAGGAUAUACAUUUAGUAAACCAUAUACAAAAGAAAAUAUAAUUGAAUGGUUUAAAUUAUUACCGGUACCAUCAAUAGAAAUUAUGGAUGAAAAUAAUGUAGACAAAUAUGUAGACAUGCAAAAGAAAAAAGGAUAUGCUAGUAUUAUAGCAUAUUGUAUAAAGGGUUCUGAUAAUUUACAUAAAUUUGUGCAUUUUGGAGAAACACAUAAAUUGCAAAAUUUAUCUGUUGGUUUAGUUUAUGUAAAAAAGGAAGAAGAAACAAAAAUAGAUAUUUCAAAUGGACCAGGUGUUACUGUUCCAAAUGACCAAAUUAAAUAUAAAGAUACUUAUAAACCUGAUAAUAAUAUAUGGAGCUCAGAAGAAAUUUUAAAUUUUGCUAGUGAAUACAUGAAACAGUUUCCCAUUAUAAUUAAUUAUAGUAGGAAAAUAAUUAAACCCAUGCAAAAUGAUUUAUAUUUAUAUAUAUAUAUAUACCCUGGUGAAUAUUCAGAUGCUUUAUAUUCCCAGUUGUAUAGCGUUAUAAAAGCGAACCCUCAGGUUAAGUUUGUCUUUCCGAAGAGCGAAGAAAUUACCGACAUUUUGGGGAUAGAGACCCACGCAAACUUGUUGUGCAUUAUGGAUUACAGUAACGCGUCAAUGGAUAUACUUUACAGUUCCCUAAGACCAAAAAAAUAUAUUAAAGAGAUAGAUGGAAAUAUUAAAGUAGAUGACGUAUCAACAUUUUUGGAUGAUUUUUUUACCAAUAAAAUAACACAAUUUAAAAAAUCGCAGAAAGCUAUAAAAAGGAGGGAAAAACAAGAGUUCCAAAUAUUAUGUGGUAAUAAUUUUGAAUCUUUUGUUUUUGCUCCUGAAAAAAUAGUUUUAGUUUUUUAUCAUGUCGAGGGAUGUAAAGAAUGCACACCACUUUUCUCCUUUUGGAAUAGUGUAGCAAAUUAUUUUCAUUUGGAAUACAAAUACGAAGAUAUUUUAGUAGCUACAAUGGAUGCAAAAUUAAAUGAUAUGGUCGAUGAAACAAUAGACUUUUACCCAAGCGUAGCUAUAUACCCAAAAGGCGAAAAUAAAUUGAGGAGAAGGAAGUUCCUUUUAUUUCCUAUCAAGCUUGACACGUUAAUAGACAUAGUGGAUGAGCUCUUAGAGGACGUAACAGAAGACCUAUAA
This is a messenger RNA of Plasmodium malariae, 1572 nucleotides long. Its product is annotated as protein disulfide isomerase, putative. Gene Ontology annotation, biological process: protein folding; response to endoplasmic reticulum stress. Gene Ontology annotation, cellular component: endoplasmic reticulum. NCBI's taxonomy places the organism in Eukaryota, Apicomplexa, Aconoidasida, Haemosporida, Plasmodiidae. The record is from RefSeq and is a predicted model, not a curated record. The transcript has 3 exons. Gene Ontology annotation, molecular function: protein disulfide isomerase activity. Bases 1 to 1572 code for a protein of 523 amino acids.